Papaver somniferum (opium poppy) is the source of this 3171-nucleotide messenger RNA. RefSeq lists its product as uncharacterized. The transcript is spliced from 5 exons. NCBI's taxonomy places the organism in Eukaryota, Viridiplantae, Streptophyta, Magnoliopsida, Ranunculales, Papaveraceae. The coding region runs from base 1 to 3171 and encodes 1056 amino acids. The record is from RefSeq and is a predicted model, not a curated record. Gene Ontology annotation, molecular function: catalytic activity.
AUGCGUGUUCUCUAUUGGAACAUUAAUGGCAUUGCACGGGAUGCAGCCAAAAAUAAGUUAAGAGAGUUAAUUCUUGAGUUUAAGCCAGAUAUUUUCUGUCUAGCUGAACCUAAGGUGCAUUGUACCUUGCGUUUCUUACACAAAUUAUAUGUAGCUGGUUAUAAGAAGGAAGUUAUUCAUAAUGUUGUUGAUUCGUCUAAAGGUAACAUAUGGAUUUUUUGGUCCAUUGACAUAGCUACGCCUGUAGUUAUGAAUACUAGUAGACAAGCUAUUACCAUUGCAACAGAGGGGGUGUUGGUGUCCUUUGUUCAUGCUAGCUGUUUUCAAGUCACGAGAAGAAGUUUGUGGCAACAACUUUCCUCAGUUGAUAUUAAUACUCCUUGGUUGGUUAUGGGUGAUUUUAAUUGUGUUCUUCGUAAUGAGGAUAAAAAAGGAGGCAAUCAACCACGUACUUCAGUCAUCAAUGAUUUUAGUGACUGGAUGGAUGAUAAUGAUCUUUUUGAAGCUGAUUUUUUGGGUUCUAAAUUCACUUGGUCUAAUAGGCAAUCUGGUGUUCAUAGAAUCCUUUGUAAUCUGGAUAGAGCUUUGAUUAAUGAGGCAUGGCUUAUUAAAGUUCAGAAGAUGUGGUUUGCUCAUUCUAAUUUCAUGAGAAUGGUAAGUGAUUGUUGGAAUGCUCCGGUUACAGGAUCUCCUGCUUUUAUUUUUCCUUUCAAGCUCAAGAGGUUAAAAGCUGCUAUGAAUGAUUGGAAUUCACAUGUUUUUGGCAAUAUUUUUGCUAAGCUAAAACAAGCUGAAUUGACUAUAGAAGUGGCUCUUCGUAUUUCGGAUGAGGAUCCAGAGGAUAUAACUAAGUUGAAUUCUGCCAAGGAGGCUUCAGUUAUUCUUCAGGAAAUUCGUUCUCAUCAUGUUACUAUGCUAAAGCAAAAAUCACGUAAUAAAUGGCUUUUGGAGGGAGCUAGUAAUACUUCUUUCUUUCAUGCUAAUAUCAGAAUGCGCAGGAGUAGUAAUAUGAUUUCGGAGUUGGUGGAUGAUAAUGGGGCUGUUAUUACUGAUUGUGAUCAAAUUAGAGACUAUACGGUUUCUUUUUUUGAGUCAAAGUUUAAUGGUGAUGAGUUGCCUAUUGAUGAGGAGCUUUUUAAUUAUGAUCACAACAUCAUCUCGGUGGAGGAUAGUCAGAGAAUGGAUGAAAUUCCUACUAUGGAGGAGAUUAAGAAUGCUGUUUUCUGUUUGGGUGCGGAUAGUGCGCCAGGGCCGGAUGGUUUCUCUGGUUGUUUUUAUAGGCAUUGUUGGGACGUGGUGCAAUAUGACCUUGUCAGAGCUAUCACGUACUGUUGGCAGCGGCAAAUCAUUCCUCAUGGUGCUAAUUCUAGUCUUAUUAUUCUUCUUGCCAAGGUUUUUCGAAGGUAUGGUUUCUCUCAAAAUUGGUGUUCUUGGAUUUUGGCUAUUCUUAACUCAGCAAGGAUUUCUAUUCUUCUUAAUGGAAGUCCAGAGGGAUUCUUCAAAAUCAAUAGAGGUCUUCGGCAAGGCAAUAUGAAGAGUCUGCAUAACCUUCUUGAUUUGCUUGGUAAAUACCAAAGUGCCUCGGGCCAAACUGUCUGUCGUCAAAAGAGUAAGAUUUAUUAUGGUGGUGGUUCUUUGAGUCGUUGUGGGACUAUCACUAAUUUACUGGGUAUGGAAGUUACUACUUUUCCGGACAGGUAUUUGGGAGUUCAAAUUAUGCCUGGAGCAGUUAAGUAUCGUCACAUUUGUAAUGUGAUAGAGAAAAUUAAGAAACAACUUUCGGUUUGGAAAGGUAAGUUACUUUCUUUUCAAGAUAGAGUUGUUCUUAUCAAUUCAGUGAUAGCGAGUUAUGCUAUUCACAACAUGGCGGUGUACAAAUGGCCUAGAAAAUUUGUUCAACAGGCUGAAAGAGUUAUUCGUAAUUUUCUUUGGUCGGGUGAUGCUGAAGUUGCAAGGAAAUUUGUUGUUGGAUAUCCAAAGGUUUGCUGUCCAUUAAAGGAAGGGGGUCUUGGUAUAACCAGCAUGGUUGUUACUAAUAAGGAUCUUCUAAUGAAGCUAUGGUGGAGUAUUCGUUCUUCUAACAAGAAAUGGGAUCGUUUCUUAUGGGCGAAAUUUACUACUAAGCAGGGUAGUAUAAAGCUUUAUGGGGUGAAUUCUUCUAUUUUGCCGGGCAUGAAACUGAUUCAUUCUAUUGUUGACAGGAAUACCAAGGUUCUCAUUGGGGACGGGAGGUCUACAUCUCUUUAUUUUGAUGUUUGGUAUGGUAAUGAGUGUAUUGCUGAUAUGCUUAAUGAAACUGACUUGGACAGAAAUGUCAAGGUCAGUGAUAUUAUUGUUAAUAAUGCUUGGAUGAUGCAGGGAGAUCAUAUUCAGAAUUUGGUCCGUGCGGGUGUGGAUCUUUCAAAUUUGCCUUUGUUACAAGGAGGGAAUGAUUGUAGAGUUUGGAUGCCGGAGAUGAAUGGCCACUUUUCAGUCUCUUCAGCAAAGAAUAUCAUUAGAAGGGCGUAUCCAAAAUCAGCAAUUUAUGGUCUUUUGUGGAGGAAAAAAAUUCAUCCCAAAUUGGCUGCUCAGAAUUGGAAGAUAUGUCGUGAGGUUUGUGCAACUCAAGACAAGAUCAGGAGUAGAUUCAAAGUUGAAAUGGCCAACAAAUGUUACUUGUGCAACAUGGAGGAAGAAUCUUUGGAGCAUAUUAUUUGGAGUUGUACGUUUGCUACUCAAAUUUGGCAGUGGUGUUCAGGUUUGUUUAAUCUAACACCUUAUUAUGAUAUUGUGAAUUCAUAUAAAUCAGCAAAGGGUAGAAGUAGAAUUGUCAAAGAUUUAUGGCUUUUAGCUAUUUUGGUGAUUCGCUCGGAAUUAUGGCAAACAAGAAAUAAGGCAUGUUUUCAGAAUUCUUCUGUUAGCAUUCAUUUUUUUAAGAAGAGAGUGUUCUAUUUGAUUAGUGAAUACGCUGGUCGUUUGAAGGGUUUCAUGCAUAAUACUACAACGGACUUGGAUCUUUUGAACUUUUUCCGUGUGAUGCAUAGGAAGGUUAAGCAGGUUCAGCCAAUUGAGUGCUUUUGGAGUCCGCCAAAUAGGGAUGAAAUUUUAUUAUGUUGUGAUGGAACAGCCAAAGGAAAUCCGGGUAUAGCUGGAGCUGGUGUUGUUGUUCUGGGCUAUGAAGUGGAAUGUUAA